CGGCGGCGUGCGCAAGCGCUUAUUUAUAGCGCAGUCCAGCAGACAGGAAGCGGAGGACAAAGCCGGGAAAGGCGGAGCUCCCGGACCGGCCGGGCCGCGCUGCGUCAGAACGGAUUGACGAGCAUGUUGAACGGUCGCGUCCGAAAUGCCGGCGACUCACCUUGGCGGAGGCGUCGCCUUUGCUCUUUCUUUGGCCUUUUCCUUGCUGUGGACGCUACAGGCGGCAACAGAAGAAGCGUCCCGAGGUUGCCGCGUGUCGUGGAGCGAGGCCGCGUCGGGUUGGGAUUGGGCUCGGCUCACGCUCAGCGCGGCGGGACGCAACUGUACCUUCGCCGUAGAGGGCGCCCCGUGCGUGACGGAAGAGGAAGCAGACUUCGCGUCGGGGACCCGAAACGGAGUCUUCGCCUGCGAGUUACGUCACUUGCAACCGGGAAGCGCCUACGUCUUGCGCGUUCGCUCCGGCGACGGCCGAGAAGUGACCGACGCCACCGUGCGCACCAGUCCGUCCGCGGUGCGGGACCUGCGCGUGACCUCCAGGCUGAGUGACAGCCUGGGACUUUCCUGGCAAGCAGGCCCGGGCGGUACUCACCGUUUCAGGCUGUUGGUGCGGGGAGAAGACGAGCGCCCGCUGCUGAACGAGACGUUGGAGAGCACCGCUACCGGGAGCACCGUCCGCAACUUGACGCCGGGCACGGCCUACAAUGUUACCGUGGCGACGGAGGCGGGCGGACUGUACAACGACACCACCGUCCGCACUCGGACGGGGCCGGCCGCCGUCACCGACCUGACCGCCGUCGCCGACCGCGCGAGCGCAAACGGCACCGGCCUGCGGCUGUCGUGGCGACGGCCGGAGGGCGCCGCGGACGCCCUGCUGGUCUCGCUGCGGUCCGACGCGGACCCCGGCCCGCGGCGGACCCGUCUGCUCCCCGACGCCGUCGAGGUCACCGUGGACGGGCUGACGCCCGGCGCGGCUUAUCGGGCGACGGUGAGCACCCGGAGCGGCGAGCUGCUCAACGGAUCCGAGAUCGACACCCGCGCAGCUCCCGCGCCGGCGUCUCUCCUGGCUCUGACGCCCACCCCUCCGGGGGGUCUGUUCCUGUCGUGGUCACCCCCCGCCGGUCACUGGGACGGCUAUCGACUGGUUCUUCGCGACGGCUCCCGGGAGGUCGUCGCCGCCGUCCCCGGCGAGGACGCCGUCAACUUCACCUUCGGCGGGGAGGGACUACUCCCCGGACGGCGGUACCGAGCGACGCUCGCGGUGCAAAGCGGAAAUCUGACGGCGGAAAGCAGCUGCGAGGCGGCCACACUGCCGGCGCGCGUGCGCGACCUCCACGUUCGCCACGCUGACGAGACGUCACUGAGCGUCAUGUGGAGCCACGUCUCCUCCGGUUCCCGGGACGCUUACUUCCUGACUCUUCGCCACGGUGACGUCGUCGCGAACGCCAGGGAAGUGGAGCCUCAUACGAGGGAGUGCACCUUCAACGUCCUCACGCCCGGGAGGAUUUACAACAUCACCGUGACCACCAGGAACGGGAAUCUCAGCGCGUCGGUCUCCGUGGAAGGGCGGACAGUUCCCUUGGCGCUGAGCGCCAUCACGCUGCGCGGCGUCGGCGUGAACGGCCUCGAGGCGGCGUGGGAAAAACCUCGCGGUGACCUCGACUCCUACGCGCUCACGCUACUCAAGGACAGCGUCGUCGUUCAGAAUCACAGCGUUCCCGUCGGCCGCGCCUCUUUGGCGCUUUCCGAUCUGACCCCCGGCGCCCUCUACACACUGGAGGCCGUCACCGUGAGCGGCGGCGUACGGUCCAAAGUCACCGGUCUUCAAGGAAGAACCGCCCCGGCGUCCGUUACCGAGGUAGCGGCGGUGAACGGCGGUCGUCCCGACACGCUGCGCGUAUCCUGGCGCCCCGCGGACGGCGUCGCGGACAGUUACCUGGUCCGCCUGGAGGACGGAGGAGGCUCCGCGGUCCACGCGGUGGCCGUUUCUGCCGCGUCCUCGCCCGAGUGCUCCUUCGGCUCGCUGGCGGCGGGACGGAUGUACGCCGUCGUCGUAACGACCAGAAGCGGCACCCUGGAGAACGCCACCCGGGUGCACGCGCGCACGCAACCCGCCCCGGUGCAGAACCCCACCGCCGUGCACUCCGCCCGGGACGACUUCCUCAAGGUGUACUGGCGCCAGGCGUCGGGCGACGUGAGCGCCUACGUGGUGGCCCUGCGGUACAACGGCAGCGUGGUGCGCCGGCAACGCGUCGUGGCCGGGCGCAGCCAGUGUGACUUUGCCGCGCUGACGCCCGGCAGGCUUUACGCCAUUACCGUGGAAACGUGGAGCGGCGACCUCGUCAGCGCCGCCGCCACCGAGGGACGCACGUUUCCGUCCGCGGUUGCCAAUCUGUCCAUUGGUGACGCGGGAUCGGAUGACCUUACCGUCACCUGGAGCCCCGCGCCCGGAGACGUGGACCGCUACGAGGUGACCCUGUUGUUCAACGACACGCGCGCAUUCCCUCCGGUGACCUUGGGGAGUGAUGCGCGACGACACCGAUUCACGUCGCUGACGGCGGGACGCCUUUAUAAAAUAGUCGUGUCCACGUUCAGCGGACCAAACCAGAGGGCGCUCUUCGUGGAAGGCCGCACAGUUCCCGCCACAGUCACCGACCUCCGACUGACGCCGCGGCGCCCCCCGAAAGACGAUGGCGGCGGCCUGGCCGUCACGUGGACGCCGGCGGUCGGAGACGUGGACGUUUACAUCGUCUCUCUGACCGCUACGGGCGGCGUCGCGGCGGACCCUCGACCGGUCCCCAAACACGUCUCGUCUCUGGACUUCCCGGAUUUGAUCCCGGGGCACGCCUACACUGUCACCGUCCAAUCGCGAAGCGGGGAGCUGACCAAUAGUGUCGCGGCGGCCGGCCGCACAGUGCCUGACGGCGUGAGCGCGCUGCAGGCGGACAAGGAGCACACCGCGCACGGGCUGACGGUCACGUGGGAGCGGCCGGCGGGCCAAUACGACGCCUUCGAGCUGCUUCUGAGCGACUCCGCGGGCGUCCCGGUGGCCAACCGCACGUUGCCGCCGCAGAGUCGCGCCCACCGCCUGGAGGGUCUGACGCCUGGCAAGUGGUACCGCGUCAAGAUGAUCACGCUGAGCGCGGGGUCGGCCUCCGCCGAGGUGGCGGCCGAAGGACAAACUCGUCCCUCCGCCGUUUCCAACUUAACGGUGACGUUUGCCAACGCGUCGUCUCUGGGUUUCUCCUGGGACCGCUCCGACGGCCACGUCGACGUCUACGAGGUGUCGCUCUUCGCUUUGGCCGAGCGAGCGCGCGACGCCGGAGAGCGCCGAACGGGCGGCGGGAACGAGCACCGGCAGGCGUCGGGCGACCUGGUGGGUGUGCAGAAAGUGUCGCCGGCCGUGGGCUCGUGCUCGUUUACGGGCCUGCGAGCGGGAAAUCUGCACCGACUGCGCGUCGUCAGCUGGAGUCGACUUUUGAACAGCGACUCGUCCGUACUCGCCAGGACGGAACCCUCUCCCGUCAGGGGGCUGGAGCUGGACAGCGGCGGGCGCACGGACAGGCUGACCGUGCGCUGGCGGCACGGAGACGGGCGGCGCAGCGGGUACCAGGUGAUCCUGUCCGACGCCUCGGGCGCCGUGCUGGGAGAUGAGCCGCUGGGGCCGGAGCGUAGCAGUUGCGCCUUCGCGGGGCUGGCGCCCGGCAGGCUGUACCGCGCCGACGUCAUCGCCCGCAGCGGCGAGUUGAGCGGCAACGCGUCGACCGUCGGACGCACGGUCCCGGCCCCGCCCGGCCGUCUUUGGAUCGAGCCGGGCCCGGCCGACGACACGCUGGAGCUUCGGUGGACCGGCCCCGCGUCCGGAGACCACGACGGUUUCGCCGUGGCGUGGACGCCGCCCGACCCCUUGUCCGUCACGCUCCGACACCCCACCGUUCGCCUGGUGGGCGGCGUCUUUCCGGGGAGACGUUACAACUUUACCGUGGCGACCGUCAGCGGGGGCGGGGCGCCGGGCGGGCCCCUCCUCACCAGCCGGCCCGUCCAAAGAGGCUUCACGACAAGUGCGCGUCCGUCCCCCUUGCGGUCCCUCCACUGUGUCCCCGCGUCAUCGUCGUCCAUAUCGUGCCGGUGGUCUCCCCCCGCGUCCGAUCUGGAUUCUUACGAGGUGGAGUGUCGUCGCCACGACCGCGACGAGCUGACGUCGGCGCUGCGGCUGGAGGGCGGAGUCACGUCCGUCACCUUGGACCGACUGGACGCUUUCAGGAAGUACGCCGUGACCGUCAGGGCGGCGUCGCACGGACGCGCCGGUACUCCGACCACGCGCACGGCCGUCACCAUGAUCGACCGUCCGCCGGCCCCGCCCCCUAGCGUUCGGGUGAGCGCGCUCGCGGCGAAGGUGACGUCGUCCUCCGUCUCGUUUCGCUUCAAUUGCUCCUGGUUCAGCGACGUCAACGGCGUCGUCCGAUACUUCGCCGUCAUCGUGGCCCAGUCCGACGCCAAUGAUGCGCUGCUGCCCGAGCGGCGCCACCCGCUGCCGUCCUACCGACAUUACAUCAACAACGCCUCGGUCAGGGCCUACCAGAGCGCUUACUUCAUCAACAGGUGCCCGCAAGAUGCCCAGGCGGCAGCCGGCCAGGUGAUGGAGGUCCACUUGGGAGCGGGCGGCGACCGACUGGGCGGAGCCUGCGACCGUUCCCGCGACGACUCCUACUUGAGCGACGGCUACCCAGACUUUUGCGACGGGCCGCUUAAGGAGAGAACAUCUUACAGAUUGAGCGUGCGGGCGUUCACGCGACUCUUUGACGAAAACGACAAAGAGUUUCCCGAGCCGCUGUUUAGCGACACGUACCUUUCGGCCCCCCUGAGGACACGCGCGGAGCCGCUAGGUGGCGUAGCGGAGGGCCUGAGUGCCAGCGUGUUCCUGUUGGGCGUGACGGUGGCCGUCGCCUCUCUGCUUCUUUACAGAUACCGACUCAGGAAAGUAAGGGCGCUUCAGGAGAACCCGCUGAUGAGGGAGAACGUGUGGAAGGAGGCGCCCGACGCCGGGAUGUACGUGGGGGUCAGGAGCGUUCGCCACGUCACCAGGUGGGCGACGUCGCAACUACUUUUGCUCACGCGGAUCGCUCAAACUCGUGUGUCUAUGUGCGGCGUACGCAGUCCAGUGAAAGCCAGUCACUUUGAGUCCCACGUGUCAAAGCUCCGGGAGGACGCCGGCGUUCUGAUGUCCGAAGAGUUCGAGGACUUGAAGGACGUGGGGCGAAGUCAGACCGUGGAGGUGUCGCGAGCGCCGGAGAACCGCGGCAAGAACCGUUACAACAACAUCCUACCCUACGAUUCCACGCGAGUCAAGCUGUCGUGUCCGGACGACGACUCCUGCUCCGACUACAUCAACGCCAGCUACGUUCCUGGUUGCAACUCCCGUCGCGAGUACGUGGCGACGCAGGGCCCGCUGCCCGCCACUAAGGACGACUUCUGGAGGAUGCUGUGGGAACACGGCGUGCGCGCCGUCGUCAUGGUGACUCAGUGCGUGGAAAAAGGACGGGUGAAGUGCGACCGGUACUGGCCCGCCCACCGGGAGACGCUGUUUUACGGCCGGCUGGCGGUCCGGACGACGUCCGAGUCGGUCUUUCCCGAGUGGACCGUCCGCGACUUCCGGAUCUCCUCGGAGAGCGGCGCCGCUCGCGCGGUGCGACACUUCCACUUCACCGCGUGGCCCGACCACGGCGUCCCCGACGGCACGCGCUCGCUCGUGCGGUUCGUCAGGACCGUCCGAGACUUCGCAGACCGCUCGGCCGGCGCCGGUCCCGCCGUGGUGCAUUGCAGCGCGGGCGUGGGCCGUACCGGCACCUUCAUUGCGCUAGACCGCCUCCUGCAGCAGCUGGACGCCAAAGGCGGCGUGGACGUGUACGGUUGCGUCUUCGACCUUCGCCUCCACCGCCAGCACAUGGUUCAGACAGAGAGUCAGUACGCCUUUCUGCACCAGUGCGUACGCGACGUUUUGAGAGCGCGCAAACAUCAGAGCGACGACGCCGUCUACGAGAACCUGGACCCGGACUUGUGCCGCGAGCCGUUCCGCUCGGGCCGCUGACGGACGGGACAGGACGGUGGGAAACGACAAAGACCUUUCUUUUUAUAUUCGAGCUCACUUUGAUAUUUUAAGGUAUUACCAGAUGUAAAUAUAUAAUCCAGUAUAUUUUGACUGACAGCAUUUAGAAGGUAUAUGCAUAUGAAUGUUAGAUCCACAAAAUGAAGCAAAACCGAUGGUUGUUAUUGCACUUGUCAAAUACAUUUAUGAUGCUCACACGGCGUCAGUCACUCCAGAAGUUAUUUCAUAUCUCACUCUUUUCAAGCAGUGAACAAAGUGGUGUUUUCUUUUUGAUGACGAGUCCUCAUCGACCUUCCGAUCGGUGUCGAAACGAUGACUCCAAGUCUUGCUUUUGGCGUGGCUUCGCAUGAAUUUUCACUUUACCGAAAUUUGAUCAUUGAGGAAGGCCCGGGCCACUCGAGCGCUUCUCUCGGGCCGCGCGGCUUUCCGCCCGGGCAAAGUCACCGACAUCAUCUUUGGUGACCGCGUCGACCGUAAAAGAGGACUCUGCGAGCGAACGGGCUUUUCAUGAAUUUCAGAGUAUUUAUUUGUCCCUACGAAAAGACGAGCCGUCGGACCGCCGGGAGGCCAUCUGCGCGCCAACCGGAUGGGGGCGCCCUCCUGUGGACAAUGACAGGAAUUUGGGCCGCGGGUUGACGCCACUCGACCCGGAAAACGAAGGGGGACAAAAUCCUUCCCUUUUGAGCAGCAGAAUGACUCCGCUCGGCUAAUAGUUACUAUACCGUUUUGAGGUGAACGGCAACCGUUCGACAUUUACGUCGCACUAGUGUGCCAAUGAAAGGUCAACGCGUGCACAGUUUAGUCUCACGAGUAGCGUGCGGUUUGUCUUCUACUAGUGCCCCUUUUGGCCUUACUUUUGAAGCCGAAUGAGCUUCACCGAUUCCGGUAAAAGCCGCAGCCUGCGGACGCUUUGAAACCAAAAGUGGCUCCAGUCGUGGAUAAAGAUGACUGCGGACCGACGCACUUUUAGGUCGGGUGACCGUGGGCGCGUCUCGACCGGGACAAACGAAAAGAGGCGAAGCUCAUGGGCGACGAGAGCAGGCUCGGAGGCGGGGGGGAGCCGUCGUGGAGCGGCGCGUGCCGACCACGCGGCGGCACGGUCGUAAGUGGCUACCCUUAGUGCUAACGGUGUUGCUUUUGCACCUCGUCCGAACCCGUAGCUCAACGCACGCGUCGGAUCUGUGUUCAAUGUACCUCGAGCUACCGCGAGCCUUUCUUACGGCGAACCGGGCGGGCCGGUCGGGUUUCACGUUGUUCGUGCUCCAAUUGUUGUUGGGCCCUUCAAUCUGCGCUCACUGCGAAAGAAUAACAACAACUGGCCGGUGGGGCGAGAGGUCACCAGGGCGAAAGAGCAACAACCCGAUCGUCUUCUUCAGAUGCACUUGAGAAGAGAGAAUGAAUGAACCAAUAAAGGAUGUUCAAAGAUUGGUAUCGUUAUUUUUUUGUUUGAAAACAAAAAAGGUGUGUGUGGGACUUACCGCGUCAAUUUUUCUUCACCGCUACUUUCCAAGAUGGUCAAUAUUGCCUUGAUGGCGCAAAGUACAUUGUAGUUCCAACGGUCCUGCCUAUUCUCCCCAAUCUGUCAUUUGAUAAAAACACACUCCUGUAGUACACAACAGACUUCCAGUAAGUCAACCACUCUAGUAGUAGAGUAAAGACUCUACCGCGUGACUUAGCAACUGCAGGGCCGGCCCUAAGCAAAAUAAUGCCAAGGCGCCCAUAUUUUUGGCCAACCAUUUCGUCACAGUGUACUGUGAAACCCAUACAUGCAAUCCAAUCCCUUCGUCCAUAUUAAUCAUAUUUUGUUGCACUGCAUACUUCCAACUUCUCACCCCAAAUGACAUGUAAUGACAAGAAAAUGGAUGUUUGCAUGGAUAAACGGCAAUGCGCUCCACAUUAUUCAAGAUGCUCUAUUAACAACGUAUAAAAUGAGGUUCCCAGAUUGGGGGCCCCCUAGUGGUCAGGGGCCCUAAGCAGCUACAUAGUCUGUGUAUAGGCUGGGCCGGCCUUGGUACCCAGUGUGUACUGCGGUGUAGAGUCGGACUCUUCAAAUUGGACGAAAUGGCAAGUGUACUAAAGGUGUUAUUGUCUCCGCCUGGUGGACGCUGGAGGAAAUGCACGGAGAUCGGCGAGCAGAGUUGGCAGUGAUUUUAUUCAACCGAUCAUCAAGAUUUGAACAAACACGCUCUCGCACGGACACACACACGCACACUCGCACUCAACGAGUUUUGGCUUUUUCACAAGCAUUUGGCAGCUUUUUAGUUCUCGGAGUCAACGAUUAAAGGGACAAGGACCGGACCGGACCGGACCGGACCGGGGGAGAUUCCAAACAUGCGUGUCGCGUCUCACACGGAGCAAGGAGAACAUGCACACCAGUCCGACGUCAAUUCUGAAAAGGAAGGGCUGACUUUUUCUUGCUGUCUCAGCAAGUGGCGUGGUCCCAAAUCAAAACAACUUCCUUUGACUCGGGUUAUUUGACUGUCCCUCCUUGCAGCAGCACAUUUUAUGAUGACUGGACGCAUCCCGUACUCCAU
Molecule: messenger RNA, 8637 nt
Organism: Corythoichthys intestinalis (scribbled pipefish)
Lineage: Eukaryota; Metazoa; Chordata; Actinopteri; Syngnathiformes; Syngnathidae
Gene: ptprb
Product: protein tyrosine phosphatase receptor type b
Exons: 38
Coding region: 146-6085 (1979 amino acids)
Biological process (GO): protein dephosphorylation
Molecular function (GO): protein tyrosine phosphatase activity; protein binding
Source: RefSeq, a predicted model, not a curated record